GCAGCUCAAGAUCAUCCACUUCUUCAUUGAAGUGACGGCCAUCAACACAACAGUUUCUGUCGAGAGCUUGCCGCCAGCCGGAGUAUCUGAUGAUGGUGUGCCUGAUGCCUUUACAGUCCUGGGUGCAGCUGCUGGUGGAGUGGUUGUCCU
Messenger RNA from Symbiodinium pilosum, 150 nucleotides. The record is from the annotation of a GenBank genome assembly. NCBI's taxonomy places the organism in Eukaryota, Dinophyceae, Suessiales, Symbiodiniaceae.